Molecule: messenger RNA, 1722 nt
Organism: Fusarium subglutinans
Lineage: Eukaryota; Fungi; Ascomycota; Sordariomycetes; Hypocreales; Nectriaceae
Exons: 2
Coding region: 1-1722 (573 amino acids)
Source: RefSeq, a predicted model, not a curated record
AUGGGGAUUCCUCGUCUCAUAUCUACCCUAGAGCCCUACGUUGUUCAUGGACGCCUUAACGAUGAACACGUAGUCGUCGAUGGGCCAGCAUUAGCUUAUCAUAUUUUGUACAUCUGCAACAGACAUGGUAUUCCUCAGCCGUCAUACAAACUUCUCGGCGAGACCGCUGUGUCAUGGUUGGAUGAACUCACUCGGCGUGGUGUAGGCGUCGACGCCAUAUAUUUUGACGGAUAUCUCCCAAAAGGAAAAGAACCCGUUCGCAUGGAGCGCAUGCUCAAAAGUCUCAAUCAAUUGAAGGCCUCACACUCAUCUGAAACCAAUGGUUUCUUCCCGUCCUACUUCUCGGCCGCCAAUGAAGUUGCUCCAGUCCUCUUCUCUACAGUUAAGCCACCAGGAAAAUCGGCAUUGCCACCCAGUUUUCAUGUCCCUGCUAUCAUUGAUGCCUUGAGAUCUUCGCCGCGCUACACCAAGAUAGUCUUUCUUGUCCCGGGCGAGGCAGAUGCAUACUGCGCACAGCAUCUGUCGCAAUCGGGCGGGACGGUUCUCACCUCCGACUCUGAUCUUCUAGUCCAUGAUCUUGGCAAGGGAAGGGUCGUCUUUUUUCGCGACAUUUAUCUUGAUGAUCACUCCAAUCUCGCAUGCGCAAGCUUUAGUCCCUCCCACAUCUGCGAGAAACUCAAGCUUGCCUCUUCUGCUGAGAUGUGCCGAUUUGCUUACGAACGAAAACGGUCCGCCCAUUCGACACUUCCACAACUCUUGCAGGAGUGUGCACAACCAAUCACCGCCAAAACGGAUUACACCGAGUUCUGUCACGAGUAUCUAGACCAUGUAGUUGCACCGAUCCCCACAUCAAUAUACGGAAAAGUAAUAGAAAUCGGCUCACUGGACCCCAGAAUAUCGGAGAUGAUACUGCAACUGGGACCCCAGAGUGGCCACAUGCACACUACAAGCGAUCCCAAGAUGUUUCUUCCUAUUCUGCUAGAGAGUCCUUCGCGGGGAAGUGCCUGGGAACAGAGCACGGCAAUUCGACAAUUGGCUUACACAGCAGCCAGAUGGAUCAUUCCUGGUGCUUUAACACCUGUUCAGGAGUACCGGAGGGUCAACACUCUGGCACAAAAAGGGCGACAGGUUGCUUUGCUGCCCCAGAAAGAAGCGAAAGCUUGGUCCCAAGAGUUGGCCAGACUAAUGGCCAUGAUCAGAGCAGGAUCACAAGUCGACAUAACUCGGGCGUGGUACAUCCUGUGCCUGACUCUUGAUAUACGGUAUAGCCAUGAAGUUGGCAAGCGUUCACAUUCACUGCAGAUUUUGGAAGAGAGUUUACAAGCUCCAACUUCUAGGAAAAUUACUUGGGAUACUCUUCACUUUGUUGCUCAUCUUCAAGCCGCUCUUUACUCGUUUCGACUCUUGAAGCAAAUCAUCUCACUUGGACAGCUUCAGACAACCCUACCAGAGCUGAAUGACAUGCUGUCGUCAUUACCACCUCUGGCGGAGUUCCCUGAUGUGGAGAGAACAAUUGUGUUUCUGCACGAAGGCAAUGAGGGCCAGAUCUACAAGACAAUUUCUAGGCUUGUCCCAUUGCCAAAUGCCAGCCUCGACGCAGUGUCAAAAAGAACUGCCAAAGAUAAGAAAAAACGGAAGGUGGGUAAAGAUGAUGCCCCCAAAAGGCAGAACAACUCUGCCAAGUCAUCGUCCAGAAACUUCUUUGAUGUGCUGUCUCAAUGA